This is a messenger RNA of Copidosoma floridanum, 538 nucleotides long. RefSeq lists its product as uncharacterized. The record is from RefSeq and is a predicted model, not a curated record. Lineage: Eukaryota; Metazoa; Arthropoda; Insecta; Hymenoptera; Encyrtidae. Gene Ontology annotation, molecular function: protein binding.
CUCUGGAGACCUUCAGAAAUCAAUACUAUCAGUAUUCCAAGUCUACUCGUUAGAAAAAUGGUUUUUUAUGCCCAUAAGAUAGGUUUGCUAAAAUUAGUUAAAUGUCAUAAUAAAAAGAAUCUAGUUAUAUCAGGAAAUAAUCUUCAUAACCCUUAUUUUUUGUUUAUUGAUUAACCAGAUGCCAAAGCAUUUUAAUACUCUAACCUUACUUUUAACAACUAAAAGUAAUACAUAAUAGGAUAAAAUAUAAAAACUAAUAGUUACACUACAAUUUGUAGCAAUAAUAUUGAAGGUCAUAUACAUUACAGCGAGAAAAGAAAACUGUUGUUUUAAAAACAGAAUGGGAACAAAGUUGGCUUCAUAUACAUUAAAGUUGGCUUCACUUCAUGAAUACUAUCAACGACUUUUGCAUGGAAAUCAGCCAAUUCCAACUGGUGCUGAUAUAGCAAGUACCAUUAAGUAUUUUCAGCAGUCCCUUUUAUUACUACGGUGUCAAUACCAUCCUGAUUGUUCGUAAAUACAUUCAUCAUAAUAAAAA